Messenger RNA from Sclerotinia borealis F-4128, 1662 nucleotides. The record is from the annotation of a GenBank genome assembly. Lineage: Eukaryota; Fungi; Ascomycota; Leotiomycetes; Helotiales; Sclerotiniaceae.
AUGACUACCGAUCUUCUAUCCUCAUCUCAAGUCAAUGACUUUGAUUAUGUCAUUGUUGGAGGUGGAACAGCAGGAUGUGUUAUUGCUAGCAGACUUUCCGAAUACUUACCCCAUAAGAAGAUUCUUAUGAUUGAGGGUGGUCCAAGUGAUUUCAAUAAUGAUAAAGUAUUGAAGCUCAAGGAAUGGCUCACUUUACUUGGUGGGGAAUUGGAUUAUGAUUAUGGAACUACAGAACAACCAAAUGGAAACUCAUACAUUAGACACUCACGUGCUAAGGUUCUUGGAGGCUGCUCUUCUCACAACACCCUGAUAUCAUUCCGCCCUUUCGAGUAUGAUUGUCAAAUUUGGGAGAGUUUGGGAUGCAAAGGAUGGGGAUUCAAGACCAUGAUGCGUCUCAUCGACAACCUACGCAACCAAACCAACCCCGUUCAUCCACGCCACCGAAAUCAAAUUUGCAAAGAUUGGGUUCAAUCUUGCUCUACCGCCAUGGACAUUCCCAUCAUUCAUGAUUUCAACCACGAGAUUCGUGAGAAGGGUGCUCUUGAACAAGGAGUAGGUUUCUUCUCAGUAUCCUACAACCCAGAUGAUGGACGAAGAAGUUCCGCCUCUGUCGCUUACAUUCACCCAAUUCUCCGCGGUGCCGAGAAUCGACCAAACUUGACCAUCCUCACCAAUGCCUGGGUCAGCAAACUUAACUUCGACUCCAACAAAACCGUCAAGAGCUUAAAUCUAACUUUGAAAUCCGGCGAGAAACUCACUGUCUCCCCUAAGACCGAAACGAUCCUCUGUGCUGGCGCAGUCGACACCUGUCGUCUCAUGCUCCUCUCCGGAGUUGGCCCCGCCCAACAACUCCAAGACCUCAACAUCCCCGUCGUCCACGACCUCCCAGGUGUAGGAGAGAAUCUGAUCGACCACCCCGAAUCCAUCAUCAUGUGGGAACUCAACGCACCCGUCCCACCCCAAACAACCAUGGACAGCGACGCCGGUAUUUUCCUCCGCCGCGAGCUCCCCAACGCGGCCCAAAACCACACCCAUCCAGAACUCAACCCCAAAGCUCUCCCAGACGGCACAAUCGCAGAUAUCAUGAUGCACUGCUAUCAAAUCCCCUUUUGUCUCAACACUGCUCGUCUAGGAUACGACGCCCCCCUCAACGCCUUCUGCAUGACACCCAACAUUCCCCGCCCCCGAUCCCGAGGCCGCAUCUACCUCACCUCCUCCAACCCCUCCAUCAAACCCGCCCUCGAUUUCCGCUACUUCACCGACCCCGAAGGCUACGACGCCGCCACCAUUGUCGCGGGCCUCAAAGCCGCCCGCGAAAUCGCCACCCAAGCUCCCUUCUCCAACUGGCUGCUGCGCGAAGUCGCUCCAGGCCCCGACGUUCAAACCGACGAACAGCUUUCAGAAUAUGGCCGCAAGGUCGCCCAUACCGUGUAUCAUCCGGCUGGAACUACAAAGAUGGGUAGUGACCAGGAUCAAAUGAGUGUGUGUGAUGAGAAAUUGAGAGUGAGGGGGUUGAAGGGUGUCAGGGUGGCGGAUGCAGGUGUGUUCCCGACGAUGCCGACUAUAAAUCCCAUGUUGACGGUUUUGGCGAUUGGGGAGAGGGCGGCGGAGUUGAUUGCACAGGAGGCGGGGUGGAGGGGGAUGGUGGAACCGAGGUUGUAG